Molecule: messenger RNA, 372 nt
Organism: Macrosiphum euphorbiae (potato aphid)
Lineage: Eukaryota; Metazoa; Arthropoda; Insecta; Hemiptera; Aphididae
Source: the annotation of a GenBank genome assembly
AUGGUACCUUUCCAAGAAAAUGAAAUUCAACCACAUUCAAAAGAAGAAAAUUACAAUAGAAUCCACAAAAAGACUAGGUCCAUCAUAGAAAGAGUUAAUGGGCAGCUGAAGGGACGUUUCCGUUGUUUAAUUAAGCAUCGCAUGUUACAUUAUCGUCCACAAUUUGUCUCAUUAAUAACAAUCGCAUGUUGUGUUCUUCAUAACAUGUGUAAACAAGCAAAUUUGGCUGAUUUAGAUUUACAUGAAGAACUUGAUAUUGAAUAUGAAAGACCAAUUCCAAUGAAUGUAAAUGAGGAAAUUGGUAGAGGGCGUAAUUCUUUUCAUAGACUAGGACAGCAAAUUAGAAGUCAAAUUGUAAAUCAAUUGCGUUAA